Molecule: messenger RNA, 438 nt
Organism: Sparassis crispa
Lineage: Eukaryota; Fungi; Basidiomycota; Agaricomycetes; Polyporales; Sparassidaceae
Exons: 2
Coding region: 1-438 (145 amino acids)
Source: RefSeq, a predicted model, not a curated record
AUGCCCUCCAGGGUCCUCGGCAUCACUCGUCUUGCUCUUGAAGCCGUCCUCCCCGCGGAAUUCGAACCUAGUGACCUAGCACUUGCCGAUGAUGAAGACGUCGACUGCGACGCCUCCGACACAAAUGAAUCGCUGGAGGCUGGAGACGCUGGUGAUAAUACCACAGAUACAGAUUCCGGAAUGGACGUCAGCGAUAAGAAAUUCUGUGUUAGAGACAGUACUGGCUUCGACAUCCCUUUGCAACCCCUGGAGCUACCAGACGUCCAUGAUUUUGGAGAUCGUGAGGAUCCGAUUGUCUUAGCCUCCACCGUAUGCGAGGAGGACAUUCGCCAAGCUCUAGCCCAAGUGGCCAGUGUGGCUCCGCCAGGCCAUUGUGUGAUGCAAGACAAGACCGACUGGGUGAGGACUCUGGCACGUAUUCCUCCGUCUAGAUACUGA